AUGGAUCAAAAUCAUCUAAAAUUAAAUUUUAGUCAAUUCAUCGUUGAGAAACAAAACUCAUAUACCGAUGACUAUAAACUAGGAGGAGUAUUGGGUGUUGGUGCAUUUUCCUAGGUACGAAAAGUCACACAUAGAAAAACAAGAGCCAUACGAGCAAUGAAAGUCAUUAGCAAAUCCAGACUGUCUACUGCUGAAUUGCAAUAAAAGUUUAUCAAUGAAAUUAACGUGUACAAAUAAUUGGAUCAUCCUCACAUACUUAAAUUGUAUGAGUUUUAUCAAGACGAAAAAAAUUACUACAUCAUUAUCGAAUUGUGCACAGGUGGAGAAUUGUUCGAUAAAAUUAUUGAAAAAGGCAGUUUUUCAGAAAAAGAAGCAUCCUAUGUAAUGAAGCAGAUCAUGUCUGCAGUCUUGUAUGCUCACAAUCAAAACAUUGUUCAUAGAGAUUUAAAACCAGAAAAUAUUCUACUAGAUAUAACCAGCCAAGGCAAUUAUAAUGUGAAGGUGGUGGAUUGGGGAACAGCAAAAAUAUUUUCACCUAAUCAAUAAAUAAAUGAAAAAUUUGGAACUUUGUAUUACAUGGCACCAGAAGUAUUGAAACGCAAUUACAAUGAAAAAUGCGAUAUUUGGUCUUGCGGUGUUAUUUUAUAUAUUUUAUUAUCUGGUAUGCCUCCCUUUGGUGGAAAAUCGGAUGCUGAUAUACAAAAGAAUAUUUUGUAUGGCAAAUAUUUAUUAGAAGGUGAUGUUUGGAAUUCUGCAAGUGCUCAUGCUAAGGAUCUAGUUACAAAAAUGCUUUAAUAUGAUGUAUAAAAGAGAUUAAGUGCUAAAUAAGUGUUGGAACACCCAUGGUUUUUGUAAUAACAUUAAGAAAAAGUCGAUAAAUAGGUAGUUUAAGGGAGACUCAAGAAUCUUAUGAACUUCAGAGCUGAAUAAAAACUAUAAUAAGCUACCUUGAUGUUCAUCGGAACCACCAUGAUUUCGAAAGAAGAGAAAAAUCAGUUAAUGUAAGCUUUUAAAGAGAUGGAUUAGAAUGGAGACGGGAUCCUUACAAAAGAAGAGAUCCUCGAAACCUAUAAAAAUUCAAAAGAUCAUGGAUUUAGUACUAUAGAUUAUACUGAAUUCAUUAUUGCUUCCAUGGAUCGAAAAAAAGCAGUGUAAAAGGAGAAAUUGAAAGAAGCAUUUCAAAUAUUUGACAAAGACGGCAAUGGAUAUAUCUCGGAAGCUGAAAUCAAAGAAGUCUUGGGACCAUCAUUAACAGGAAUUGACGAGAAGUAUUGGUUGGAUAUGAUCAGAGAAAUUGAUAAAAAUGGUGAUGGAUAAAUCAGUUAUGAUGAGUUCUGUGAGAUGAUGAUGAAAAUCAUUUAAUGA
Messenger RNA from Paramecium tetraurelia, 1365 nucleotides. RefSeq lists its product as uncharacterized. The record is from RefSeq and is a predicted model, not a curated record. Gene Ontology annotation, cellular component: cytoplasm; nucleus. Gene Ontology annotation, molecular function: calmodulin binding; calcium-dependent protein serine/threonine kinase activity; calcium ion binding. Gene Ontology annotation, biological process: peptidyl-serine phosphorylation; protein autophosphorylation; intracellular signal transduction. The transcript is spliced from 9 exons. Lineage: Eukaryota; Ciliophora; Oligohymenophorea; Peniculida; Parameciidae.